Molecule: messenger RNA, 2734 nt
Organism: Cornus florida
Lineage: Eukaryota; Viridiplantae; Streptophyta; Magnoliopsida; Cornales; Cornaceae
Product: 30-kDa cleavage and polyadenylation specificity factor 30
Exons: 7
Coding region: 350-2446 (698 amino acids)
Biological process (GO): mRNA splicing, via spliceosome; regulation of mRNA splicing, via spliceosome
Cellular component (GO): nucleoplasm
Molecular function (GO): metal ion binding; N6-methyladenosine-containing RNA reader activity; mRNA binding
Source: RefSeq, a predicted model, not a curated record
UUUGAAUUAAAACAAUAGAUUAUUAUAAUUAAUAUACCAUGACAAAAUUCCAACUAAUACAAUUACUAAGCAUUUAAAAAUAAAAUAUAAAAAAAAAAAAAAAAAAAAAACCGCUAUACUGAAUCCCAUUCCCCUUCCCCUUCUCAAUUCUGCAUCCAAAACCGCAGCUUCCUUCUUCCAUUACACACGCCUCCCUCGUGCCACUCCCAAUUCUCUCCUCCUUGUUUGCAUUCGCCACGUCUAGACUGUAACUCUAACUAAUUCACCUCUCUCUCUCAUAUAUAUAUAUAUAUAUAUAUAUAUGCUUUGCAGAAACCCUAACUAGACUGCUUAUUGAAUAUAUCCAUCGAUGGACGACGGGGAAGGAGGUCUAAGCUUCGACUUUGAGGGCGGCCUCGAUACGGGUCCCAGCAACCCCACUGCAUCCGUACCGGCAAUACAAUCCGAUGCAGCAGUCACGGUGGCGGCUAACAGCUCUGUCGUGACCACCUCCGCUGACCCGGUGGCGGGCAACCUACCGGGGCGGCGGAGUUUCCGUCAGACCGUGUGCCGGCAUUGGCUGCGAAGCCUUUGUAUGAAGGGUGACGCUUGCGGGUUUCUCCACCAGUAUGACAAGUCUAGAAUGCCGGUGUGCCGGUUCUUUCGAUUGUACGGCGAGUGUCGGGAGCAAGAUUGUGUGUAUAAGCACACUAACGAAGAUAUCAAGGAGUGCAACAUGUACAAGUUGGGGUUUUGUCCAAAUGGUCCCGAUUGCCGGUAUAGGCAUGCAAAGCUGCCUGGUCCUCCACCUCCUGUCGAAGAAGUGCUCCAGAAGAUCCAGCAUCUGGCUUACAAUUAUGGCAACUCAAAUAGGUUCUUCCAAAACCGGAAUGCUAACUAUUCUCAGCAAACAGAAAGAACUCAGUUUCCACAGGGCUCCAAUGCUUAUAGUCAAAGUGCACCUGCAAAACCUUCAACAACAGAGUCCCCUAAUAUGCAGCAACAACAAGUUCAACAGUCCCAACAGCAAGUCAACCAGGCCCAAAUACAGAAUCUUCCCAAUGACCAGCAAAAUCAAGUGAAUAAAAUUUCUACACCCCUGCCUCAAGGAAUAUCUAGGUAUUUUAUUGUCAAAAGUUGCAACCGUGAGAACCUGGAAUUAUCAGUACAACAAGGAGUAUGGGCAACCCAAAGAAGCAACGAGGCCAAAUUAAAUGAAGCUUUUGACACUGUUGAAAAUGUUAUUUUGAUCUUUUCAGUCAACCGGACUCGACAUUUUCAGGGUUGUGCAAAGAUGACAUGUAAAAUUGGUGGCUCUGUUGGUGGAGGGAACUGGAAGUAUGCACAUGGAACUGCUCAUUAUGGGCGAAAUUUCUCUGUCAAAUGGUUAAAGCUGUGUGAACUUUCCUUUCACAAAACUCGCCAUUUGAGGAACCCUUACAAUGAGAACUUACCAGUGAAGAUAAGCAGAGACUGCCAGGAACUUGAGCCCUCUAUUGGUGAGCAGUUGGCUUCCCUUCUCUAUCUUGAGCCAGAUAGUGAACUGAUGGCAAUCUCAGUUGCAGCAGAAUCAAAGAGAGAGGAGGAAAAAGCAAAGGGAGUCAAUCCGGACAAUGGGACUGAGAACCCGGACAUUGUCCCGUUUGAGGACAAUGAAGAGGAGGAAGAGGAAGAAAGCGAGGAAGAGGACGAGAGCUUUGGCCAGGGAUUUGGGGCAACAGCUCAAGGCAGAGGAAGGGGCAGAGGCAUGAUAUGGCCUCCUCAUAUGCCUUUAGCACGUGGGGCCAGGCCUCUGCCUGGUAUGCGGGGCUUCCCACCUGUCAUGAUGGGUCCUGAUGGAUUUUCUUAUGGAGCUGUCACACCUGAUGGGUUUCCCAUGCCUGAUCUUUUUGGUAUGGGUCCCCGUGCUUUUGGACCAUAUGGUCCAAGAUUCCCUGGUGACUUUACAGGUGCUGCAUCUGGCAUGAUGUUUCAUGGCCGACCUUCCCAGCCUGGAAAUUUUCAAGCUGGUGGAUUUGGGAUGAUGAUGGGUCAAGGACGAGGCCCUUUCAUGGGUGGAAUGGGUAUUGGGGCUGCAGGCCCAGCUAGAGCUGGUCGGCCAGUUGGUAUGCCACCAUUGUUUCCACCACCACCAUCACAGCCCUCUCAGAACUCAAACAGGAUGGUUAAGAGGGAUCAAAGAGCACCAGUGAAUGAUCGGAAUGACAGAUACAGUGCAGGGUCAGAUCAGGGCAAGGGUCAAGAUAUGGCAGGUUCAGGUGGUGGUGGGGUUGAUGAAGACACACAAUAUCACCAAGGAGUAAAGAUUGACCAAGAGGAUCAAUUUGGCUCUGGAAACAACUUCAGAAAUGAUGAAAGUGAAAGCGAGGAUGAGGCACCAAGAAGGUCAAGACAUGGGGAGGGAAAGAAGAAGAGACGAAGCUCGGAGGCAGAUGCCACCACCAGCUCUAAUCAGCAGAUCCAGUGAUGCAUUGACAAGGGAGGCCAUCUUUUGCGUCCACACCCACUCAUAACCGUAUCUCAUUUUGUAAAACUCAUUUCACCAUCUAUUCUUCAGUUGCGGGUUGUAUUGUUGUGAAAUUCAAAAAGCUGGGCAGCUAAAGAUAAUUUGAGUUAACAUUCUGGGGUUUUUAUUUUCUGUACACUUUUAUGUUUUUUGGUCAAGAUUUUUGAAUAUCUUGCCUAGUGUAUAUUAUAGUUUAACUAUAAAUAUAACCAGAAUCAUCGAAGCUAUGGAUGGAAUACGAUUAAUUUA